AUGGCCUCAAGAUUCCAGCGCGACUCGCGCAACUCUCUCUUUUCCUCCUACGACGUCGCCGCACCCAAUCGAUCCCGUCCAGGCUCUGGCUCGCCCGCGCCACGACCUUUACACAACAGUCAACCUUCUCUGGGACCAUACGGCGAUCCGAGCAUUUCACAAGGCGUUGCGGCGUUCAGUGCUUAUCCUGGCGGAGCAGAGGCGGCAGGCGCAAGAGGAAGUGGAGAUGGAGGCUUCCGAACGGCGACUCCGAAUCGGAGGGGACAAUAUUCGGAUUCGGUGUUGAGUGAAUUGGAGAGCCAGAAUGAUGAUCAAGCGGGAGAGAUGAGUAAGAAAGUGAAGAUGUUGAAGGAUUUGACGAUGGCCAUUGGCGACGAGAUUCGCGACAGUACGGCGUUUGCGGAGAAAAUGAACGAUCAGUUUGAAGGGACGAGAAACCGGUUACGAGGAACGAUGAAUCGAAUGUUGAGGAUGGCGGAGCGGACGGGCGUGGGUUGGAAGGUGUGGAUUGGGUUCUUCUUUGCGGUGUUCUUACUCUUUGCAUAUGUGUGGUUGUUCUGAGAAGAUGGCUUCUGGACAGGCCGAAGGAAGACACGCAGAGAAUAUCUUGGUGGGAGGGCGUAUAAAGCACCACGAAGGACUACACGACUGAUCGCCCGCUCAGAGAGAGGCGAUACGAACAACUUCAUUCGGGCAUCUAGGCGCGAAUUGUGCUGAUACUCAGGGCUGAUGCCAUUGCAAGAAAACAAAUAUUCC
Molecule: messenger RNA, 756 nt
Organism: Zymoseptoria tritici IPO323
Lineage: Eukaryota; Fungi; Ascomycota; Dothideomycetes; Mycosphaerellales; Mycosphaerellaceae
Gene: BET1
Product: putative BET1 v-SNARE
Exons: 3
Coding region: 1-561 (186 amino acids)
Biological process (GO): endoplasmic reticulum to Golgi vesicle-mediated transport
Source: RefSeq, a predicted model, not a curated record